This is a messenger RNA of Mucor velutinosus, 1497 nucleotides long. RefSeq names its product mitochondrial import inner membrane translocase subunit TIM16 (gene PAM16). Lineage: Eukaryota; Fungi; Mucoromycota; Mucoromycetes; Mucorales; Mucoraceae. The transcript is spliced from 2 exons. The record is from RefSeq and is a predicted model, not a curated record. Bases 1 to 1497 code for a protein of 498 amino acids.
AUGGCAAAAGGGGCAAACAAAAAGACCGCCUGGAAAGGUAUUCAAAAGAAAGCAAGCGACGCAGAUAGACCUGCUUCCAUUGCAUCUCAAGAUUCGCGCAAAACAGCCGAGUCAAAGGAUGAUUCAAAGAGAUCAAAGGAAGCUGUUACUCGAUCCAGAUCAUCUUCUUUGACCAGCGACAAUUUCGAAGACGCUCUCAGUGAAGAAGAAGAUGAGGAAGAAGACGAAGACGAUGAUUACUUUCAAGAUGAGGAUCCUGAGGAGGAAAAGAAGAAAAAGGAGGUUGAAAAGAUGAAAGAGAUGGCUAUUGCUCAAGACAAAAAACGAAGUACAUCUGCAAAGAACGAAGAGGUCAAGAAAGAGGAGCCACAAAUGGCUGUUGCUGAAGAGGAACCAGCCAAGAAGAACCCAUCCAGAAUGUCAUUUAUUUUGCCAGCUUUACAAAAUCAUGGAUUUUCUGAUGAGGACGACGAUGAUGAUGUUUCGCUGAAGGAUCCCAACGAGAAGGCCAUUCAAGAUGACACAAGAGAGGAAGUGGAGGGGAAGAACAAAAAGGAAGAUCAAGAGAAGCUUGCAGUGGGAUCGUCUUCAUCUUCAUCAGAUCUCAUUGCUGAGAUUGAAGCAUUGGAAGUGGCAUCAACACCCAUUACUGCUACUACAUCCCAGCCUACAGUUGCCGCUGAGAGUCCAGUCAUUGAAAAAGCAGUAAUAUCUGAAAAGCCAGCAACCUAUGAACCAAUUCCAGUAGAGAGACCUUAUGUUCCUCCCACGCCCUUUGCUGAUGUCCCUGAAUCCAAAGAGGAAGCACCAUUGGAAGCCGACAAACAAUCAAUUCCUGAUGAAGUUCACACGGUAAAGGAAGUAUCAGAACACAAGGAAGAAAGCAAGGCUACACCAACAGCGGUAGCAGCUUCUACGGAUGAGAUACCAGCUGUAAUUCCCACUGAUAUUGCUACUAAAGACACCCAGCUGGACACAGCAACAGCUAAAGAUACAGUACAGCAAGAAAUGGAAGAGUCUACAACAGUGGAACACGCAGACAGUAGUAAAUUCACUCAACAAACUGCCGUUAGAUCAACGCAUGGCGCUUCAGAUGCAACUCCAAGCGGUUCAAGCGAUGAAUCAGUGGCAACUCUACAUCAAGAGGAAGCUGUGCCUGAGAAGCCUACAUUCAACCAUUUGGCUGCCAUCUUACCUGCUGUGGAGGAAUCAGUGAAGAAUGUGACAACUGAGAAGCCAAAGGUUUCUGUAGACAAUGAUGCGCAUAUUCUGCCAGAGGACCAUGCUCGUGCAAAGUACAGCAGAGAGUUUGAAUACCCCAUCGAAGAUCCCAUUGAUUUGGACAUGUUCAAGGACAAUGUUAUUUCCAUCCAAGCGAUUGAUCCCAAGGAUAUUCCAGCCAACAACAUGAAGCCUUAUGAACAGGAAAAAGCAGGCAAGUCGUUCAAAGUGGAUUGGGCUUCAAAAAGGGAGACUGAAAAUAUAUGCUACAGAUGA